AAAAAUAUUAAGGCCUUCAGCAACAAUCACGCGAAUCAUUGAAAAAAAAAGAAAAAGGCUCAGUUAAUACCUUCUUUAUUAGGCCUGCUCUGUAGCAUAUGGACAACAUAACAAGCAAACUAAAUAUGGAUUCUCACCACUACUCUUUCAAGAGCGACAGCGGGUCAGAUCAUCAUGAGCUCGACGACGAGGUAUAUAGAAGACAGACCCGUAAGCGCCUCAUCAUCAUCGUACUCUCCACCGCCGUUUUCAUUGCCGUCACUAUCAAUGCGGUGGUGGGGAUCGUUGUCCCACAGAAGAACACCAAAUCAUCAAACCCUACUCCCUGGCAGCCUACUCCUUUAGCAGCUGCUAGUAAUGAUAAUUACUCAACAGGUCCGUCCGUCCAAGAAAUGUGCAACAACAUGACUCUCUAUCCUUAUACCUGCACUUCAAGCAUCGCUUCUCUUCUAGGCACCGACAACGGUUCAGACCAAAAUCUUGAUCCUAAACAAUUCUUCAUCCUAUCCAUGCAGGUUUCGCUGAAUGAGUUAGUGAACAUCUCAUCAUCUGUUCUUUCUUCAAAAGGUUAUGUGAAUUUGAGUAGUGCUGAUAAUGCUGUCUUGAGCGGGGCAUUGGAUGAUUGUCAGACUCUUUUGAAAGAUGCCAUUGGUCAUAUCAACAAAUCCAUUGCUUCUGUGCAAGUGGGUCAGGGGAAGGUAGUGUUGUCCACGGACAAUGUCAACGACAUCAGGGUGUGGCUGAACGCCGCCAUUACCGAUCAGAAAACUUGUUUGGAUGGGCUGAAGAAGUUUGCGAACGGGACGGCUCUGUCCGGGUACGUUGGAAAUGUACUGCAAAACUCCAAGAAGUUCACCAGAAACAGUUGGGAGAUUGCGUCUAAAAUACCAACGUUCCUUCAUAAUUUCCAAACUCCGAUUCGUGAUCGAAAAUUACUGAAGAUUAACGGCGGCGGGGACCCGACGCGAGGAAAUGUCUGGGGGUGAAAAUUCAUACAUCGGAUUUCAAGGCGUCACGGUUGCAAGGAACGGCAGUGGUGGGCCUACAGGCCGAGUAUUAAAUUGAUGGGCCUUUU
This is a messenger RNA of Rubroshorea leprosula, 1075 nucleotides long. The record is from the annotation of a GenBank genome assembly. NCBI's taxonomy places the organism in Eukaryota, Viridiplantae, Streptophyta, Magnoliopsida, Malvales, Dipterocarpaceae.